This is a messenger RNA of Aspergillus puulaauensis, 1488 nucleotides long. RefSeq names its product MFS transporter. Gene Ontology annotation, molecular function: transmembrane transporter activity. Gene Ontology annotation, biological process: transmembrane transport. The record is from RefSeq and is a predicted model, not a curated record. Bases 1 to 1488 code for a protein of 495 amino acids. The transcript is spliced from 6 exons. Lineage: Eukaryota; Fungi; Ascomycota; Eurotiomycetes; Eurotiales; Aspergillaceae.
AUGAUUACAGACGAGGAACAACAGUGUGACAAGGAGCUGUCUCGGUCUGGGGUCAUUCAGCAACAGGUUAUAGAAUCUACAGGCCUAUCGACGUGGAAAGAUGAUCCUCGCAAUCCAUACCACUGGCCACCGGCAAAGAAGAACUCGAUCUUUUUCGUGCUGUUGAUGACCAUCUUGAACAGUUGCAUCGGAAGCUCUCUGCCCAGUAAUGGGAUUCCCUUUAUAACGAAAGAAUUCGGCGUCGGGUCGCAGUCGCAAAAGGCCCUGCCCAAUUCUUGUUACUUGAUAGGCUAUGUUUUCGGGCCUCUUGUAUGGGCUCCCAUGAGUGAGCAACAAGGCCGCCGGUGCCUCACCAUAGGGACAUUCUUCCUGUUCACAAUAUUCACAAUGGCAUGCGGUCUAUCCAGGAACUGGGCCACUCUUCUAGUACUGAGACUCCUAGCUGGCAUUUUCGCUAGUGGGCCCAUUGCCGUCGUGACCGGUGUGCUCGCAGACAUUUUCCAAGAUGCCAGAACUCGAGGGCGCGCAGUGGCACUUUAUAUGGUGGCCACCUCAUUUGGACCACUACUGGGCCCUAUCAUAUCAGGCUUUGCAUCUCCGAAACUAGGCUGGCAAUGGUCCUUCUGGAUAGCUACAAUGCUGGCUGCAGCAACACUGCUCCCACUCCUCUUCCUUCCAGAAACACACGGGAAACUGCUUCGCGAGAAAUAUCAUGGACCUGACAGCUCCGCACCCCAGACCAGACAGAAAGGCGACAGACGAAAGUAUGUAAAAACCGUCCUGCUACGCCCGCUCCACAUGCUCAUCUUUGAGCCCAUCGUUACCGCCUCAUCCGCCUACCUGGCUCUCGUCUACGGCAUUUUCUACAUGUCCUUCCAAGCAUACCCCAUAAUCUUCCAAAACAUCUACAAAAUGUCCCCCGGGAUCUGCGGCCUCGCGUACCUCCCCAUCGGCGCUGGAUGCCUCCUUUUCCUCCCCGUCUUCUGGCUCUACGAUAACUACCUCCUCCACUUAGAGCGCGUGGGCAAUACAUGGUAUCUCAAGAAUAGGGAAGGAUGCCGACGGCUUCCACUCGCUUGUCUUGGAGGCCCCCUAUUUGCAGCUUCGCUCUUUUGGCUGGGCUGGUCAGCGAGUGAGAGGAUUCCAUUUGCAGCGCCCAUGCUCGCUGGGGUGCCGUUUGGAUUUGGGUUUAUCUGUAUUUUUAUUGCUUUGUUGAACGUUCUCACAGACUCAUACGAAAUUUACGCUGCGUCCGCAAAUGCUGCUUCCAGCUGCUCGCGCAGUCUCCUGGGGACGGUUCUUCCUCUUGCUACGACGCCGAUGUUCACCAACCUCGGGGUCCCUGGUGCUUGCAGUCUGCUUGGUGGGCUCAGCGCGCUUAUGUCUGUGAUUCCGUUUAUUUUUAUUUGGAAGGGGAAGGAAAUUAGACAGCGGUCGAAGUUCUGUAAUAUGCUGCAGGAAGAGAAAAAUAGAGCUCAGCUAGGUUAA